UCGAGCCAAAUGCGACUCGUGCUGUCCUCGGGCGAAGUGGUCUUCUGCCUCUGUGCCGCUGCCCUGGCGCUAUACACGUGGCCGCUCUUCCUCGACGAUGGCUCGGGCGCGGCCUGGGAGUUCCUCCGCAUCUGGGACGACCAGGAGAACUUCCUGGACAACGACGUGAUCCAGCGCGGCCUGAGUCUGGAGACCCUCUACGCCAUGUUCACCAUGACGCGGAUCAACGUGUACGAGCCGUUCGGGUGGCUGCUCAAGGCGGUGGAAGUGCAGACCUUCGGCCUCGACUCGUGGCGCAUUCGGGUCGUGACAGCCGCACUGCAUUUCGGGGCGGCGUUAGUGUUGGCGCGAGCGUCGGCGAUGCUGCUCGAUAUCCUGGCAUUGCUUUCGGACAUCAAGUCGGGGGCUGAGGGGGACGAUGCAGCGCGAGGGCGAAGAGAGAAGAGGCAUUGGCUCGGCUGUUGCAUCAGUGCGACGGUGUUUGCUGUUCACCCGGUGCACGUGGAGGUCGUCGGGUGGCCGUCCGCGCAGCCGUACACGCUGUGCGCGCUCUUCAGUAACCUUGCGCUCUACGUGUACGUACAGGAAAUGUAUCGGAAGUUGUGUGGAGCUUCGAAAGACGUGGAAAGUGUAAACGAAAUAUUGGGCGUCAGCAUGUUUAGCGGAUAUGGACGCAGUGACCUGCUCUGUUGCGCCCCUGUGGCCGCUACUCUCCUUGCAUUCCUCGCUGUCAUGCUGGUGUCGAAUUACGAGGGAAUGCACCGUGACGCCGACGUGCUGUCCUUGACACUUUACGAGCGCGUGAUCAAGUCACUCACGACGCCGAUUUGGGUUUUACGCCAGAUCGUGUGGCCCACGAAGCUACGCCCACACUACCAACUGCGACCUGGAGAACUGAGCGUGACCAAUCCAGACUACCUGCUUUCGCUGGUAGCGUUGGCAUCGCUGGCGCUGUUCACUCUCUGGCUGUUCCAGCAUCGACAAGCACCGCAGCACCUCCUCGCACUUGCGUACUUUGUCGUCAUGGUGCUGCCAGUUUCGGGGCUUAUCCAGCAUGGGAUGGUUUCAGCCGGGUGCGAUCGAUACGCUUACUUGUGUAGCACUGUUGCUGUGCCUUACGGAGGGGCAGCGCUGGCACGCUGGUUUUUC
Phytophthora sojae is the source of this 1149-nucleotide messenger RNA. RefSeq lists its product as hypothetical. NCBI's taxonomy places the organism in Eukaryota, Oomycota, Peronosporomycetes, Peronosporales, Peronosporaceae. The record is from RefSeq and is a predicted model, not a curated record. Gene Ontology annotation, biological process: protein O-linked glycosylation via mannose; endoplasmic reticulum unfolded protein response. The transcript is spliced from 2 exons. The annotation marks the transcript as partial. Gene Ontology annotation, molecular function: mannosyltransferase activity. Gene Ontology annotation, cellular component: endoplasmic reticulum.